GACCACAAUACUGGUUUAAAAUUACAUUUGCGUGUAUGUUUAUUAGCUCAGCUAAUUAGCUGAGUAGCAAACGGUGUUAUAAUCCCUGGUGAGAGCUCGCUUAGUCGCUCGUUCAACAUGCGAAGGUGUAGGACAAGACUUGAACAGCUGAUAAUGAGGAGACAUUAGCAGGAAAGUUAAUGUAGGUUGUUGUUGUUGUUGAAAGUCUGUGGCUUCUGUUGUAAUGUUUGUUACUGCUUAUGCAAUAUUUAGUUAUGUUGUACUCCAGUACAAACUGGGAGGUGCCAUCACGAAACCAAAAAAAUGUAAAAUAUGAAUUGAGAGGAGAGAUUGAGGUUGUCAAUCAUACUGUGGGCGGGGCUUCCCAAACUGCAGCCAGUCACAGCAGCUUCCGCUCGCCGGUGAUCUCUAUGCUAACAAAAACAUAGCAUUAUAGCUUGCUGCUCCAUGUUACUGUGUCCAUUGAACUUAAGUUUAAAUUCCUCAUACAAAAUUUGAUAUAUGACUUUUCAACAAGCUUACAAGAAAGUCACAGUUUCUUAAUGCAGUCAGCGUUUCCAGUUAACGUUAACAUUUGGCUGAAAUAGAGUGUGCGUCGGAUAUAACGGCUAGCUAGCUAAGGUGGUUUCCAAGCAAGGCCUGAGACGUUAUCGAUAAGCGAAAGCCAGGUAAGCCGUCGGAGUGGAGGCUUCACUGGUCUAAAGACAGCAUUAAAUUAACCGCUUUAACCCUCAUAGAGGAGCGUGUGUGCUCAAAAUGAGAGGCUCGUAUGGAGACAGGGAUCGAGACCGUGGCCGUGACAGAGGCAGCCCUCGUUUCGGGUCCAGCAGAGGCGGCCCACCGCCGGGUAGAAAGUUUGGGAACCCCGGGGACCGUUUACGAAAAAAGAGAUGGGACCUGGAUGAGCUUCCCAAAUUUGAGAAGAACUUUUAUAAUGAACAUCUGGAAGUGCAGCGAAUGAGCCAGUAUGAGGUUGAGGAGUAUCGCAGGAAGAAAGAAAUCACUGUUCGAGGUUCAGGAUGCCCUAAGCCCAUCAUCAACUUCCAUCAGGCGCAGUAUCCCCAAUAUGUAAUGGAUGUACUGAUGCAGCAGAACUUCAAGGAGCCCACAGCCAUUCAGGCACAAGGUUUCCCUUUGGCCCUCAGCGGAAGAGACAUGGUGGGCAUCGCUCAGACUGGCUCUGGGAAGACCUUAUCGUAUCUCCUGCCUGCCAUUGUGCACAUCAAUCAUCAGCCCUACUUGGAGCGUGGAGAUGGACCCAUUUGCUUGGUUCUGGCCCCCACAAGAGAGCUGGCGCAGCAGGUCCAGCAGGUGGCUUACGACUAUGGAAAGUCAUCCCGCAUCAAGAGCACUUGCGUGUAUGGGGGUGCUCCCAAGGGACCUCAGAUCCGAGAUCUGGAGAGAGGUGUUGAGAUCUGCAUUGCUACUCCAGGUCGUCUCAUUGACUUCCUUGAGGCUGGAAAGACCAACCUGCGACGCUGCACAUACUUAGUUUUGGAUGAAGCAGACCGCAUGCUGGACAUGGGUUUUGAACCACAGAUUCGCAAGAUUGUGGAUCAGAUCAGACCCGACAGACAGACUCUGAUGUGGAGUGCCACCUGGCCAAAAGAGGUUCGACAGCUGGCAGAGGACUUUCUGAAAGACUAUGUCCAAAUCAACGUUGGAGCGCUGGAACUCAGCGCCAAUCACAACAUCCUUCAGAUUGUUGAUGUCUGUAUGGAGAGUGAGAAGGACCACAAGUUGAUCCAGCUGAUGGAGGAGAUUAUGGCUGAGAAAGAGAACAAGACCAUCAUUUUCGUGGAGACCAAGAAACGAUGUGACGAUCUCACACGCAGGAUGAGACGUGAUGGGUGGCCAGCGAUGUGUAUUCAUGGCGACAAGAGCCAGCCAGAGCGAGACUGGGUGUUAUCAGAGUUCCGCAGCGGGAAAGCUCCCAUCCUCAUUGCAACUGACGUGGCCUCGCGUGGUUUGGAUGUGGAGGAUGUCAAGUUUGUCAUCAAUUAUGACUAUCCCAACUCAUCGGAGGACUACAUCCAUCGCAUCGGCCGCACGGCCCGCAGCACCAACAAGGGCACUGCCUACACAUUCUUCACUCCGGGGAACCUCCGCCAGGCUCGUGAGCUGAUCCGGGUGCUGGAGGAGGCCCGGCAGGCCAUCAACCCCAAACUACUGCAGCUGGUUGACACUGGACGUGGAGGAGGCGGAGGAGGUGGCCGUCCCCGUUUCCGUGGCAGCUCCAAUUCUAACAAUCCCAACCUGAUGUACCAGGAUGAGUGUGACAGGCGAAUGCGUUCUGUGGGUGGGGGCGGCAGUACCAAGGACAGCCGCGGCAGCAGCAGCUAUAGCCGCGGAGGAAGCAACCGGGACGGGGAGCGCUCCUCCUCGUCGUCCUCCUCUUACAGAGAUCGCAGCAGCAGGGACGGAGGACGCAACUACGGCUCCAGCUCCAACUCAUACGACCAGUACCAGAACAACAACAACAGCAGCAGCAGCAGCGGUCAGUACAGCAGCUCCAGGGCCAGCUCUGGCUCAGGGGGCGGUGGAGCAGGGCAGGCCCCACCUACUUCAUCGGGCCCCCAGCCUCUAAUGGCCCAGCAGUUCAACCCUCCUCAGCCUAUGAUGGGCCUGAUGGGGCACUCACCGUUUCAGUUUGCUGCUCCAUCAGGCAGAAAGUAACAGGGUCUGUGCAUCAGUCACACAAAGCACAUCUCACACUGCAUCCAUUCUCAAAGUGAGUGAGAAAUCUUGAUUUUUGCAAGGGUUUAGUCCCUGGUAGUCGACCACUGGGACAAUAGCGUAUGCCAGCUGUGAGCUUGUUUGGGUUGCGGCACAUCUGUGCAGUGCUUGUAGAAUUUCUUCAACAUCAAGGCAUUUCGACUGGUUCCCAGCUCAUUGAAGUGGUCAGCUCUUUGUUUUUGACAUUUUCUUUAAAGUCAAAUUGAUCAGCAUUAACUUUAGUUUGACAGAAACUUGUCCAGAAAAGAAUCAUUUUGUACAAACGUGUUUUUGUAUUGUGAUCCUCUGAGCUGCCACGGAGGGUCUAUAGAGUAUCUGCUUUUCCUUUUAGGUGUGUCAAAGGUAGGUGCUGAAGUUAAUUCUUGUAUAUAUGUUUCUGUUUUAGGUUCAGUAUCUUUGUGUUUGAAACUUUGUAAGCCACAAAAUAAAUUUGAAUUGAUUAAAAUUAGUGUUAAAAGUCUUUCUGUAAAGCUUUUUUUUUUUUCUUUAGAACAUUUUCUCUGAAAAUUCAUCUUGAUUUCUUUACAUGGAUGCUGAUUUAGGCCUUAUAGAGGCAACUCUUCAGGGGUUUUGUGUAGCCAUGCUAGCAAUUAAAGUCAUGCAUGAACUUUUCUUUCACGUUUGAGUUUGUUACAAAUCUGAGAUCCAUCGUAGAUCACCGUAUUUAAUCAGCAGUGAUGAUUUAAGUUUUCCUAGCAAAUAGUAUGUCCCUUUUUACAGUUUGUUUAAUAAAGCUCUUCAGUGUA
Messenger RNA from Chelmon rostratus (copperband butterflyfish), 3482 nucleotides. Its product is annotated as probable ATP-dependent RNA helicase DDX17. The record is from RefSeq and is a predicted model, not a curated record. Gene Ontology annotation, cellular component: cytoplasm; ribonucleoprotein complex; nucleus. Gene Ontology annotation, molecular function: RNA helicase activity; RNA binding; ATP binding. Lineage: Eukaryota; Metazoa; Chordata; Actinopteri; Chaetodontiformes; Chaetodontidae. The coding region runs from base 757 to 2676 and encodes 639 amino acids. Gene Ontology annotation, biological process: alternative mRNA splicing, via spliceosome. The transcript is spliced from 13 exons.